UUAUUUUUCAUUUACAAAUAUGUCGUUUCACUUUUUCCUCCGAUAUGCCAAAAUUGAUGGGGCUAUAUGAUAUGGAUAUGAUUCAUUUUAGAAUGGAGGGUGUACGUCUUUUAAUCACAUUCUUUCAUAAUUUGCCUGUAAAGUUAAAAUUGAUGAUUUACCUAUUUUGUUUCUAUCGUAAUAAUCAUAUACCCAAGAAGUGGAUCACGAGUGCAUAUCUUUACUUCGCACGUUUUUUUUUAGGGAAACUUCGCACGGUUUAAAUGUUGAUCUCCACGAGGCUUUUGUCCGUUAAUCCAUUUAAGCGUUUCUUUGGGACUUGCCGGUGUGUGGGUACUUAGUGUUAGUGUUGUCGUGCGUUAUCCAUGUAAUUAGAAAAAAAAACAUUGCUAUUGUUUGCAAGAAUUUUGAGUUUUUUUUCCUGAUUUCUCAAAAAUCAGACUCACAAAGUCAUAGUGCCCGUUGCCUGGUCAUGGCUAGCACGACAUGAAAUUCAACUCGACCAUACUCUCUAAAAAGACGAGAAUUUAUAAUUAGAUGUGAUAUAUUAUAGUACAACGAAUCUUGACAGAAAUAUGUCUAAAUUCAUAGUAAUAUAAUGUGUUAUAUCCAGCACUAAGUUAUUUUUUUACAUGAUAAAGUGAGCAUAAUAUUCACACAUCUCUUAAAAAUAUAUGUUUGUGUAAGUAAGGGGGUGUUUGGGAGAGAGAGGCUAAACUCUCAAAAACAUAAACUCUCCAAAACAUAAGUCCUCUCUCCAAACACCCCCUAGAAGACUACAAAAAUCGUGUUGAGUUGCACUUUGCGUCUUCGUCACUUCGCUCAUCACAUCACAGGUAGAGGGUCCCACUGCAGGCGGGCCCUACAAAUACUCCCUGCCCUCGUUGCCCACUCUUCCCCUCAAAUUUCCUCCUCGCCUCGCCUCGCCUCGUCCCCCACCCACCAGAUCUAAGCAGGUUGAAAUGGCCACGACGCAGCACUCCAACGGCGGCGCCGCCGGCGACAACGGCGAGGCCGCGCCGCCGUCGGUUCCGCCCUCCCUCGCGCCGCCGCGGAAGGUGGCCCUGGUGACGGGCAUCACGGGGCAGGACGGGAGCUACCUGACGGAGCUGCUCCUCGGCAAGGGCUACGAGGUGCACGGCCUCAUCCGCCGCUCCUCCAACUUCAACACCCAGCGCCUCGACCAUAUCUACCACGACCCGCACUCCCAGCCGUCGACGCCGCGCCCCCCGAUGCGCCUCCACUACGCUGACCUCUCCGACUCCUCCUCCCUCCGCCGCGCGCUCGACCACAUCCUCCCCGACGAGGUCUACAACCUCGCCGCCCAGUCCCACGUCGCCGUCUCCUUCGAGGUCCCCGACUACACCGCCGACGUCACCGCCACCGGCGCGCUCCGCCUCCUCGAGGCCGUGCGCCUCGCCAGCAAGCGCAUCCGCUACUACCAGGCGGGGUCCUCCGAGAUGUUCGGCUCCACGCCGCCGCCGCAGAGCGAGUCCUCCCCCUUCCACCCGCGCUCCCCCUACGCCGCCGCCAAGGUCGCCGCCCACUGGUACACCGUCAACUACCGCGAGGCCUACGGCCUCUUCGCCUGCAACGGCGUGCUCUUCAACCACGAAUCCCCACGCCGCGGCGAGAACUUCGUCACCCGCAAGAUCACCCGCGCCGUCGGCCGAAUCAAGGUCGGGCUCCAGACCAAGGUCUUCCUCGGCAACCUCUCCGCCGCCAGGGACUGGGGAUUCGCCGGGGACUACGUCGAGGCAAUGUGGCGCAUGCUGCAGCAGGACAAGCCCGGCGACUACGUCGUCGCCACCGAGGAGUCCCACACCGUCGAGGAGUUCCUCCAGGCCGCCUUCGGCUAUGCAGGGCUCAACUGGAAGGAUCAUGUAGUCAUUGACAAGAAGUACUUCCGCCCCGCCGAGGUGGACAGCCUCCAGGGGGAUGCAACCAAGGCCAGGAAGGAGCUUGGGUGGAAGCCCAAGGUCGGGUUCCAGCAGCUCGUCGAGAUGAUGGUUGAUAACGACAUUGAGCUUGCCAAGAAGGAGAAGGUCCUCGUCGAUGCCGGGUACCGUGAUCCCAAGCAGCAGCCAUAGAAUUGGCUACCAUAUGGUUUGGUUCUUGGGAGAUUGGGGUUGCAUUAUUACCUAGAAACUGAUACAUUGUGGCUGUCACAGAAGAGGUGGGCUCAAGUUAACCAUCGGUGUUUCCUUGAGGUAGGAAUAAGGAGUGUUGCUGUUUGAUCGAUCCUAUAGUGCUUUUCAUUACGUUUUACUAUGUCAUAUUGCUGUGUCCUCUUAACAGAUAAUAAUAAUAAACGAGUCGAUGCCAUUUGCAAAGAAAUGUGUAGUUAUGUGUCUUACUAUGAAACAAGAUUUGUCCUUCUGUAUCGUGGAUCGAUGCCAUCUCUAUUCUCUUAGCACUUUGUAACAUGUGGUUAGUGCACAAUUGGAAAAAUGAAUCUUCUGUCCA
Molecule: messenger RNA, 2466 nt
Organism: Oryza sativa Japonica Group (Japanese rice)
Lineage: Eukaryota; Viridiplantae; Streptophyta; Magnoliopsida; Poales; Poaceae
Source: RefSeq, a predicted model, not a curated record